AGAGAAGAAGAGGGAAGGUAGAAGAAGAAAGGGAAGCGGACAAGCUGAGCUUGUGAAUCCUCGAAGAGGCAUUUUCGAUUUCAGGAAGCACGAGAGGGGCGACCCGUGAUAUUGUUCAUUCAAGAAGCGGCUCGGCUCUCUCGUCUUUUCUUCCUCGAAUCGGAUUUGGUGCUUCCUGGAUCCGUUUUGGCCUUCUGGGUUUGCUUUUUAGACGUUGCCCUAUACUUGGGUUUGUAAUAGAGCAUUGGUUGCGUUGAAAACUAUACAACUCUAAAGUUACGACCUCCGAAGUAUAUUGAUCCAAGGCUUCUUGUAACACACUUUGGAAAUCCCAAGCACGCGUGGUAUGGACAACAGUGCUAACCAGUCACGGGGUGGUGAUUCAUCAUUUAAAACCGAACAAUUACAAGAGGAUUCUAGCAAAGCUAACACUCCUGCAUUUGUAAAUCAUGGUCUUCUUCUCUGGAAUCAAAAUAGGCAGCAAUGGCUGCUGAACAAAAAGGCCAACCGUAAAGAACAAUUGAUUCGAGAACCCAAAUUGAGCACUCAUUGUCUCUGCAUGCCUAAAUCCUUCUGGCUUUGCAGUUGGAAUGCAACGUACGACAGUUUGUUGGGAAGUAACAAGCCAUUCCCGCAGCCUAUACCGCUUGGUGAAAUGGUCGAUUUUCUCGUGGACAUAUGGGAGCAAGAGGGGCUGUAUGAUUGAAUAUCAUGGAUGGAAUGUAAGAUAUUUGAAGGUUAAGCUAGACUCCGGAAGCUCCCUGAACUGCUGAACUAGAACUAUAACAUCUACAGGUUCAAUUAAUUGUUAAGUUGGCAACUUGAGCCAAUACCAAAAUGUAGCAUUCUGCAAAACCAAAACAAAAAAACAAGUAUCAAUCCAUAUUAUUACUGAUCACUGUUCAGCUUGUUGCUCACGCGUCUUGUGUUCU
Molecule: messenger RNA, 932 nt
Organism: Cucurbita moschata (crookneck pumpkin)
Lineage: Eukaryota; Viridiplantae; Streptophyta; Magnoliopsida; Cucurbitales; Cucurbitaceae
Exons: 6
Coding region: 347-706 (119 amino acids)
Source: RefSeq, a predicted model, not a curated record